CCCGUCAACCGUAGUGGAGUCUAUCCGUCGUCUAACUUCCUCAACAAAAUGUUCCGCCUUAGCGUUCUGCUGACCAUCGGUCUGGCCGUUUCGGCCUUCGGCAACGUACUGUCGCCCGAGUACUACGAAUGGGCCGGACGUAUCGUUGGUGGUCAGAACGCCGGAACGAACCAGUUCCCGUACCAGGUUUCGCUGCGUUCCGCCGGCAAUGCUCACUUCUGCGGUGGCUCGAUCAUUAACAAUCGCUAUGUGCUGUCGGCUGCUCACUGCACGAUCGGUCGUACCACUGGCAACACGGUCUCCGUGGUUGGUGCUCUCUUCCUGAACAGUGGAGGCAUUGCUCACCAGACGGCCCGCAUCGUCAACCACCCGAGCUACAACGCCAACACGCUCGCCAACGAUGUGUCGCUGGUGCAGACCGCUAGCUUCAUCACGUACACCGCCGCUGUGCAGCCAAUUGGUCUUGGAACGAACUUCGUCACCGGUGGAGGAGCCGUCGCUUCCGGUUGGGGUCAGCUCGGAGCCAACAUCGGUAUCCCGAACCAUCUGCAGUUCCUGAACACCCAAAUCAUCACGCUGGCUGAUUGCCGUAGCCGUCACACCGUGGCCAACGCUAACCGUGUCUUCGACUCGACCGUCUGUACGCUCAGCCCGUCCGGCCAGGGCAUGUGCAUGGGAGACUCCGGUGGCCCGCUGGUUCAGGGUGGUGCCGUCCACGGUAUUGUCUCGUGGGGUAUCCCGUGCGGCCUCGGCAGUCCCGAUGUGUUCGCUCGCGUCUCGUCCUUCGUCGGCUGGAUCAAUGCCAACGCUGUCUAAGCGAUCGCUACAAAGUAAUCACCUGACCAGGUGUAUGUGAUUGUGAUGAUAUGAAUAUGGCACUGAAAAAAUAGGAUUAUUAAAAAACAUAUUUUCAAAAUUAAACAAGAGUUUGGUUUCUUUAUGUGAUAAAAGAAUAAUGUACUGUUUGUUAAUAAUUAAA
Anopheles funestus (African malaria mosquito) is the source of this 979-nucleotide messenger RNA. Its product is annotated as chymotrypsin-2-like. The record is from RefSeq and is a predicted model, not a curated record. Gene Ontology annotation, biological process: proteolysis. Gene Ontology annotation, molecular function: serine-type endopeptidase activity. NCBI's taxonomy places the organism in Eukaryota, Metazoa, Arthropoda, Insecta, Diptera, Culicidae. The transcript has 3 exons. The coding region runs from base 49 to 816 and encodes 255 amino acids.